Messenger RNA from Dendronephthya gigantea, 673 nucleotides. RefSeq names its product putative gastrointestinal growth factor xP4. NCBI's taxonomy places the organism in Eukaryota, Metazoa, Cnidaria, Anthozoa, Malacalcyonacea, Nephtheidae. The record is from RefSeq and is a predicted model, not a curated record. Bases 57 to 536 code for a protein of 159 amino acids. The transcript has 5 exons.
UUGAAAGUGGUGUUGCUUAUGAACAAAAAUCUCGUUCAAACACAAACAAGUCAAAGAUGCUCAAAAUAUUCGUCGUCGCCGUUGCUUUUUGCUGUGUUUUGACAAGCAUCCGACAAGUGAAUGCCAGUUGUAAGAAAUGUUACGGUAAACCCUGCGCCCAGGAUCCAAAGGAUAGAGUUGAUUGUGGUUAUCCUGGAAUAACAAACGAAGAAUGUAUAAAUAAACACGGCUGUUGUUGGGAUUAUAGUAACAAACCACAAUGUUACUGCCCUGCAGGUAAACCCUGCUCCCAUGACCCAAAAUAUAGAGUCGGCUGUGGUAAUCCUGGAAUAUCAAAUCAGGAAUGUACAUAUAAAUAUGGUUGCUGUUGGGAUGAGAAAAAUAGACCACAUUGUUUCUGCCCUUCAGGUGAUGGCUGCCUUUGUGUGCCACCGAAACGUAGAGUUAAAUGUGGUAAUUACGAUCCAGACAUAUGCGAGGAAAAAGGCUGUUGUUGGGAUAAGAGCUUCCAACCACAGUGUUUCAAUCAACCCUGAAGGACUAUGAGAAAUGGAUUUUUCCGAAGUGAUUUAAAGGAGGUUUUUUAUUUUACGAUAGACAUAGAACUUUCUUUCUUAAUCAAAGGGGCAUAUGAUAAGAAUAUAAUGUUAGUUUUAUGGUUUAGUGCAUGAUA